Messenger RNA from Histoplasma mississippiense, 303 nucleotides. RefSeq lists its product with no specific name. The record is from RefSeq and is a predicted model, not a curated record. Lineage: Eukaryota; Fungi; Ascomycota; Eurotiomycetes; Onygenales; Ajellomycetaceae. The coding region runs from base 1 to 303 and encodes 100 amino acids. The transcript has 5 exons.
AUGGUACCACAUGCAUUCACACUACGGAGAGUGGAAAACAUAAUAAACCCGAUUCAUAACUCAGAGAAAAAUUCUAAUGGAUUAAUUUCCACUAGUGAUGAUAAAAAUGUGAUUAAAUAUCAACCACGGAGUCACGAUGGUUUUGAAGUUCAUAAAACCUAUGACCAUUUACUACCAUCCGAGAGAACCCAACAGUCUGCCCAUGUAUUAAACAAGUUGAAAAGGGGGCCUUCUGGUUUUGCGUUUUUCCAAGUGGUAGUAAGGCUGGUAUAUUACAAAACAGAGCGAAGCGAAGUCUCUUGA